GCCUACGCCAGACAACCAUGCUGACCGGAUUGCUGUCUCUCCCACCGGAAAUCCUCAUCGAAAUCCUCGCCGAGCUCCCCUACCGCUCACUCUUCGCAGCCAUCUGCACUUGCAAAACUCUGCACGCCCUUGUAGCCACUUCGCCGCGCAUUCAAUACGCCCUCCAAUCUUCCAUUGCCGGCGUCGCGCCCAUCGACGAGUCCCUGACCCUCCAUCCUGUCGCUUCGCGACUCGAAGCAUUGCGCAAACGCGAGGAAAACUGGUCCAACCUCACCUUCACAGGCGUUACAGAAAUCCCUGUCAGGCACCGCCCCAGCGGCAUAUAUGAUCUCACCGCAGGCGUCUAUCUUCUGGGCGAAUCCGCGAGAGCCACCCGAGGCGCCGAUCUCGGAAACUUCGAGAGGCGCACGAAGGCUGUGCGCUUUGUGAGAUUGCCGACCAAGCCGACGCCGAGCGAAGAUGUCGAGUGGGAGAGGAUCGACAUCGGCGAGGAUGUCGUAGACAUCGGUCUCAACGUCCACGAACACGACCUGAUCGCUAUCGUCACCCACGUCUUGGAGACGCCUAUCUCUUCCGAAGCUUUGCGUUCUAACCCCGGUACCCUCCGCUUUUGGAACCUCCGUUUACACCUCCUGUGCCUCUCCACCGGCAAACCUCACCCGCUCGCGCGACAGCCUGUUCUGUAUCUGGGCCGCGCUGGUGCAGGAUACCAUAGCAUCGGGAUUGAAAUCGUUGGGCGCGCCCUCAUCCUGCUCGUCUUAUACCCUCCAGAUCGCGAACAGGACGACAUGUUCGUGUACGACUGGAUGACAGGAGAUCUUCUCAUGAAAGCGAGCGUUGACCGUGAGGUUUACUCGAGCUUCACCCCGCUAACGCACGACUUGAUUGUCAUGCCCAACCAUCGAACUAAUCACCUCGACAUUAUCCGCAUCCCCUGCGCCGCACCGGCCCCACAGUCGACCUCCGGCGGCGUUCACAUCGAAGUCGUACAGGAAAUCAAGCCGAUUCUGUCCCUGGGGCUGCCGAUCCUGCUGCCAGGUAUCAAGCUCGUUCGGUCGAGCUGUAGAGGGGAGCCGAACCCCGGAGCGCCAACCUCUACCUCCUAUCCCGCGUCGGUCGAUGCCCCUCUAUUCACAUCCCCGCCCCGUUCGUCCGCCUCCCCCGCCGAACUGCACCCUUCGGCCGCCCAGGAUGCGGUCAUCAUCUUCAACCUCUUCAUCCAGGACCAGACGACCGAGGUACGCGGCCCCUUCGGCGUGCUCUUCGCGCCCAUGAUGGCGUUCGCCUUCGUCGUCCAUCGGCGCGCGUUGUGCGAGCUCGUCAAGUCGCAUUGCGAGGUCGCCCCCUCUCCGCCGCCGGCAUUCAGUGGAGGCAGUGAAUCUUUGGAAGACACCGCCGUCGCGAGUAGCACGCCUCAAUAUCCGACGGUCCCGUGGAACACCUGGGGCCCGACACGCACCCGCUGGUUCGAGGGGGAAGAUAGCCCCGGCAUAUGGAUCACGACGACGUGCGGGCAGCGAUACGUGAACAUACGCGAGGAGCGCGAGCCGGAUGAGAGCGCGUGCAUACACGUAUACGACUUUAACCCCUUGGCGGUGAAGCGGCUGAUCUGGGAAAAGAAGGAGAGGGAGGAGAGGGAACGGACGGUGCGGAAGGCGAUGGAGGACGAGGAUGCCGAGGCGGUUGGAGGAAGAGAGGCCGAACCGUCGACCGAAUACGCAUUGGCCCGCGGACGGUUUGAGUACGAAAUGAUGGAUCUGGAGGCAUUCGGGUCAGAUAGGUUGGACGAGGAAAGGGUGCUUGCGGACAUGGAGGACGGCGGGGAGCAGAACAUCGCCGAAGAGCCUUUUUUGCACGGCGCACGUCUCGUUCUUCCAGAGGACGAAUAUCACGAUGUUGCCAGGAGUGGUCAACGCACUGAUGGCCGCGCUCGUGCAGUGACAGAACCCGCGGUGCUGCGAGCCGGAAAUGUCUUCCAGCGAGCCGUCAUGAGCCACCUGCCGUACGUAUCCGUCGAGAGCGAGGGCCUGUACGAAUACCAGAGCGUUCUGGCGGAUGAGGGCCGCGUGCUUGGUCUCAAGGCGAGCAGUCGAAUGUCAUGCCGUCUCGCGUUUCCGUCUCACCCUCACGUCAUCAGGUUAACCACAGGACAGACCAAAUUGAGCGCGUGGAUGUCUUGCACCUCGACCUGUAAGCCGCGGCGAGCACUUAUCUUGUACGAUUCGGGUACACGAGAAUCCAAUGUUGUUCGAUAUUGA
This is a messenger RNA of Punctularia strigosozonata HHB-11173 SS5, 2258 nucleotides long. RefSeq lists its product as uncharacterized. The record is from RefSeq and is a predicted model, not a curated record. The transcript has 3 exons. Lineage: Eukaryota; Fungi; Basidiomycota; Agaricomycetes; Corticiales; Punctulariaceae. Gene Ontology annotation, molecular function: protein binding. Bases 18 to 2258 code for a protein of 746 amino acids.